AAACAAAUUACGCUUCUUUCUUUCAUUUCCUUCUCGAUAGUUGGAUCGAAACGGACCCACAAAAUACAAAUGAUCAAUCACUAUUCGUAUUUAAUCAUAAAAAUUAUCUGAUUUUGUUUCAAAGCUUUUUACAGUUAGGAUCAAAACAGAAUUCAAUCCAAACCCCGAAGAAAAAGAGAUGGCGUCAGAGCAGUUGAUGUCCGAUGGUGGGCCCCGCUACGUUCAAAUGCGAUCAGAGCCGCCCACGACCACCAUGGCGGUCUCGUCUUUUUUUACGUCGUUCGGUUCGGGUCCCGAACCCGAGUCGUCUCGCAUUUUCGAUGAGUUGCCUGAGUCCACCAUCGUUUCGGUUUCUAGACCCGACGCCGCAGAUAUCAGCCCCAUGCUUUUAUCUUACACAAUUGAAUUUCAAUACAAACAGUUCAAAUGGAAGCUAGUAAAGAAAGCUUCACAUGUAUUUUAUUUGCACUUUGCGUUGAAGAAACGUGUUUUUUUUGAGGAGAUUCAGGAGAAGCAAGAGCAGGUUAAAGAAUGGCUUCAAAAUCUAGGAAUAGGCGAUCACAUGGCAGAAGUACAAGAUGAUGAUGAAGGUGAUGAUGAUACUAUCCAUGUUCAUAAUGAUGAAAUUGCUAAGAACAGAGAUGUUCCAUCAAGCGCUGCGCUGCCAGUCAUUCGGCCAGCUUUAGGAAGACAGCAUUCAAUGUCGGACAGAGCAAAAGUUGCAAUGCAACAAUACUUGAAUCACUUUCUGGGAAAUAUAGAUAUUGUUAACUCCCGAGAGGUUUGCAAGUUUUUGGAGGUUUCAAAGUUGUCAUUUUCACCAGAGUAUGGCCCUAAGCUGAAAGAAGAUUAUGUAAUGGUUAAGCAUCUUCCAAAAAUUUUAAAAAAUGAUGAUUCAAGAAAAUGCAACUGCUGUCCUUGGUUUAAUUGUUGUAAUGACAAUUGGCAAAAGGUGUGGGCUGUACUAAAACCUGGAUUCUUGGCCUUUCUGGGAGAUCCUUUCGAUACCCAACCUAUAGAUAUAAUUGUUUUCGAUGUGCUACCAUCCUCUGAUGGGAAUGGUGACGGUCGAGUAUCAUUAGCAACAGAAAUUAAGGACCGUAAUCCUCUACGUCAUACAUUUAAGGUGACUUGUGGAAACCGGAGCAUAAGUUUGAGAAGCAAGAAUAGUGCUAAAGUUAAAGAUUGGGUUGCUGCAAUUAAUGACGCUGGCCUCAGGCCUCCAGAGGGCUGGUGUCAUCCUCAUCGCUUUGGCUCUUAUGCUCCUCCUAGGGGUUUGACUGAUGAUGGAAGUCAGGCUCAAUGGUUUGUAGAUGGUAGAGCAGCCUUUGAAGCUAUUGCUUCAUCAAUUGAGGAUGCUAAAUCAGAGAUUUUUAUUUGUGGCUGGUGGCUGUGCCCAGAAUUGUAUAUGCGGCGUCCUUUUCAUGUUAAUGCUUCUUCACGGCUUGAUGCUUUGUUGGAAGACAAAGCAAAGAAAGGGGUUCAGAUCUAUAUUCUUCUCUACAAAGAGGUUGCUCUUGCUUUGAAAAUAAACAGUGUGUAUAGCAAGAGAAAGCUUUUAAACAUUCAUGAGAAUGUGAGGGUACUGCGUUAUCCGGACCACUUCUCUACUGGUGUUUACCUAUGGUCCCACCAUGAAAAACUUGUCAUUGUUGAUUACCAGAUUUGCUUUAUUGGAGGACUGGACUUAUGCUUUGGUCGUUAUGACACAUUUGAACACAAAGUGGGUGAUAAUCCUCCUCUGGUAUGGCCUGGAAAGGACUAUUAUAACCCAAGGGAAUCUGAACCCAAUUCAUGGGAAGAUACAAUGAAGGAUGAACUGGAUCGUGGAAAAUACCCUCGCAUGCCUUGGCAUGAUGUCCAUUGUGCCCUGUGGGGACCACCUUGUCGUGAUGUGGCUAGGCACUUUGUUCAGCGCUGGAAUUAUGCUAAGAGAAAUAAAGCUCCUUAUGAGGAAACAAUUCCACUACUUAUGCCUCAACACCAGAUGGUUAUUCCACAUUACAUGGGAAGAAGCAGAGAAGUGGAGAUAGAACGUAAGAAUGGUGAAGACAAUACUAAAGGAAUGAAAAGACAGGAUUCCUUUUCCUCUAGGUCAUCUUUUCAAGACAUUCCACUGCUCCUACCUCAAGAUUCGGGCGGGUUGGAUGGUUCUCAUGGAGGCCCAAAAUCCAAUGGGAUGGAUAUUAAUACAACCAAAAGUGUUUCUUUCCGCUACCAGAAAGCCAAAAUUGAACCGGUAAUUACAGAUACACCAAUGAAAGGCUUUGUAGAUGACUAUGACUCCUCCCCCCCGCCUUUGAAAAUACCUUUAGAUGUAAUGACACAGACAAGCAAUAAAACUUCAGAUUCAGAGUGGUGGGAAAAGCAAGAACGUGGUGAUCAAGGUGGUUCCAUGGAUGAAACAGGACAAGUAGGUCCACGUACUUCGUGCCGUUGUCAGAUUUUAAGGAGUGUCAGUCAGUGGUCUGCUGGAACAAGCCAAAUUGAAGAAAGCAUUCACUGUGCUUAUUGUUCUCUCAUUGAGAAAGCAGAGCACUUUAUCUAUAUAGAGAAUCAAUUUUUUAUAUCAGGUCUUUCAGGGGAUGAAAUUAUAAGGAAUCGUGUUUUAGAAGCAUUAUACAGGCGUAUUAUGCGAGCAUACAAUGAUAAGAAGUGCUUCAGGGUUAUUAUUGUCAUACCACUGCUUCCAGGUUUUCAGGGUGGUGUUGAUGAUGGUGGUGCAGCAUCUGUGAGAGCCAUAAUGCAUUGGCAGUACCGAACAAUUUGCAGAGGACAGAAUUCAAUACUGCAUAACCUUUUUGAACUUCUUGGUCCAAAAACUCAUGAUUACAUUUCUUUCUAUGGUCUUAGGUCUUAUGGUAGACUAUUUGAGGGUGGUCCAGUGGCCACCAGUCAGGUGUAUGUGCAUAGUAAAAUUAUGAUAAUUGAUGAUUGUGUAGCCUUGAUUGGAUCAGCUAAUAUAAAUGAUAGGAGUUUACUUGGUUCAAGAGAUUCUGAGAUUGCAGUACUUAUUGAAGACAAAGAGCUGGUUGAUUCAUGUAUGGGAGGAAAACCAUGGAAGGCUGGAAAAUUUGCUUUGAGUCUUCGCCUGUCGCUGUGGUCUGAACACCUUGGUCUUCGUGCAAGAGAUAUAAAACAAAUAAUCGACCCAGUAAUUGAUUCAACAUACAAAGAUGUAUGGAUUGCAAUAGCAAAGACAAAUACGGCUGUCUACCAGGAUGUCUUUUCUUGUGUACCCAACGAUCUUAUACAUUCCAGAGCUGCAUUCAGACAAGACGUUGCCAUGUGGAAAGAGAAACUUGGACAUAAUACCAUAGACUUAGGAAUAGCUCCUGUGAAUCUUGAAUCAUAUGUGAACGGAGAUAUUAAAAAAACUGAUACAAUGGAGAGAUUACGGUCAGUGCACGGACAUCUUGUUUCAUAUCCUUUGGAUUUUAUGUGCAAAGAAGAUUUAAGACCAGUGUUUAAUGAGAGUGAAUAUUAUGCUACUCAAGUUUUUCAUUAAGCUGCGGAAGCCUAAGCUUAUCUUUUCACAAUCGUGGAAAAUACCCUUUUUCUUUCCAAAAAUUGAAUAGAAAACACACACACACAUACACGGAGGAAGACAGAGAGGCAGAAAAGAGGCAGGCACUAUUUUAUGCUUUGCCCUACAGAUUUAUUGUCGAAGUGGUCAUUUUUGUAUAAAAUACAUUAA
Messenger RNA from Pistacia vera, 3697 nucleotides. RefSeq names its product phospholipase D zeta 1. The transcript has 20 exons. Gene Ontology annotation, cellular component: plasma membrane. The record is from RefSeq and is a predicted model, not a curated record. Bases 179 to 3508 code for a protein of 1109 amino acids. Gene Ontology annotation, molecular function: D-type glycerophospholipase activity. Gene Ontology annotation, biological process: phosphatidic acid biosynthetic process; phospholipid catabolic process; intracellular signal transduction. NCBI's taxonomy places the organism in Eukaryota, Viridiplantae, Streptophyta, Magnoliopsida, Sapindales, Anacardiaceae.